Molecule: messenger RNA, 831 nt
Organism: Nylanderia fulva
Lineage: Eukaryota; Metazoa; Arthropoda; Insecta; Hymenoptera; Formicidae
Source: RefSeq, a predicted model, not a curated record
CUCCUUCCCUUCAGGAACUGCAUCGUGUAGGGAUAAUGCCUUACGAGCGACACUGCGGCGGGCAAAUGCAGCUCGCGUGGACUCGCCAUCCUUUCGGUGCUUUUUUGCACGUAAUCCAGAGGAAUUGAGGAGACAGACGUUUACAUGUUUUACGCAAAAAUGAGGGAAAAUGACAGAACUGCACUAUGUUUCUUGUUGAUACUUGCGUUAUGUACGAGAGUAUAUUCGACGAACGCCAGACACAUAAUUGCUAAGAGAAAUUAUAGUGACCAAAGUGUAAGAGGCUAUCUGGCGGAGAGGACCUGUUGGUGGAACGAGGUAUGCAAGGAAGAAUUUCAUAGUAAGUUUCGAUGCCGUUGCCCAAGAUGGUCUUAUUGCCGUGCGCCAGGGAGAUAUUAUGAUGCGCAUUGCAGCAUGACACGCACAGGCUACAUAUGGACCCAACCGGAAACCUCGUUGAGCCUCGAAAUCGAUAAGUAAACGGCGCCGUGGAAAGCUAAACCUAAAAAAAAGUAUGGCAUUACAAAGGAAAUCAAAUUUUUCCCCUGUAAAAUCAAAAUCGGCAAUUGUUAGAAUUUCCGCAGAUUGUUUACUCAUCGGAUUAAAUAUAUGAUGUGAUUGUUCAAAAUGUAAUUUUCUAUUAGCAAUUUUAUUUGAGAAAAAAAAUGGAAAUUCGUAACAUAUUCAAAGAAUGGUGUUCGAAAGACUUGAGAGCAAUAUAAUUUGUAUCAGCACAUCGAUGAACACGCUGCCAAGAAUUUAUAAUUAUUGCGUUAUAAAUAUAUAAUAAUAUAUAAGCUCGUUGUGAUUAAUAAAGUUCUGAUGAAGUAA